Molecule: messenger RNA, 500 nt
Organism: Paramecium primaurelia
Lineage: Eukaryota; Ciliophora; Oligohymenophorea; Peniculida; Parameciidae
Source: the annotation of a GenBank genome assembly
AAUAAUAUUAUUGUAAAAAUCAAUUGCUUCUUGGUAUUUUUAUAAUGAUUGUAAACAAGCACCUAUCGAUAUAAAACAAAAAAUACCUUUGCUAACUAAGAAAGGCUUAGAAUUAGGUUAAAUUUGCAAAGCUUAGUUUAAAAAAGUAACUGCUUCAGUAUAUCUACCCAAUAGUCUUAAUGAAUCACCUAGAAAAUAAAAACUAAAACGACCUUUUGUAUGCAUAGCAUUUAGAUUUUUAGAAUCAAUUUACAAAGCUUUAUCAGCCCAUAAAAUUGCAUCAUCAUAUUUACCAAGCAUUCGUAGACUAUCAGCUAAUAAAGAGAAUGUUUAUUAUAAAUACCUUUAGUAUAUAAUAAAUUCACAUGCUUGGAAUUAAUUUCCAACGCUUUAUCAGCCCAUAAAAUUGCAUCAUCAUAUUUACCAAGCAUUCGUAGGCUAUCAGCUAAUAAAAAGAAAGUUUAUUAUAAUUACAUUUAAUAUAUAAUAAAUCCACAUGA